Messenger RNA from Pomacea canaliculata, 2335 nucleotides. Its product is annotated as aquaporin AQPAn.G-like. Gene Ontology annotation, biological process: transmembrane transport. The record is from RefSeq and is a predicted model, not a curated record. Lineage: Eukaryota; Metazoa; Mollusca; Gastropoda; Architaenioglossa; Ampullariidae. Bases 495 to 1421 code for a protein of 308 amino acids. Gene Ontology annotation, cellular component: plasma membrane. Gene Ontology annotation, molecular function: water channel activity. The transcript is spliced from 6 exons.
AAAACAAAAGUCGCGGCAGAUGAUAAGAUUGUCAUGGUGUAUUUGUUUUCUCGACUUGUCGUCCUUCCUUCUAAACGAAGCAUCGUCUACUCUGCUAGGCAAGGUCCCCCCGAGGUGCACGUAUUGUGCAUCAUUACUAGAUGGCCAGUGAAUGGCUAAGUGGGAAAAGAAAUUACGUCCCCUCCCCUCUCACCACCACCACCAGACCUCCUGUUCGUCAUUGGUCCAGGUAGCUUCGACAACUGUCAGCCUUUGCCACCCCAAACGCACCUGCAAAAUGGCAGAUAACACACCCCGGAUUACGAGGAGAUAAAACAGACUUUACCCCUAAAGUGCAGAGAACGCGGUCAGAGACCCGGUGACACAAGUAUUUGAGUGCUUCUGCCAGCCACCUCACACCCAGGGUGGCCUAUGCUUUCAGAAGGCUGUAGCUCCUCGUGCAAGGUGAUCGUUUGGAGUGCGUUGAGAAGAGAGGCUAAAGAGAGAGCCGACUAAUGUCGCUUCAUUCGCUCCAUUCUACCCCCAGAGAUACCGCAGAAGCCCGGCCUAACACUGUGCAGACUGCCUGCAGACGACUGAUGGCGCAAGAGUUCGAGGACCUGCGUAGCGGCAACUUCUGGCGUGCCGUGGUCGCCGAGUUCUUGGGUUGCGUCCUCUUGAUAUACUUCUGCGUUGGAGUAGGGCUGAGAGCACCAGAUGACAGCCCGUCCAACCUGCUGGAGGCAGCCCUGGCUGUCGGCUUCUUCUUUGCAGCCAUGCUGUCAGCUCUGAUGGCCGUGUCUGGCGCCCACAUCAAUCCUGCCGUCAGCAUCGGCUUAUUGGUGGCCCGCCAUUGCUCCUUCGUCCGUUUCUUCUUCUACGUCAUUGCUCAGUGCGCAGGUGCUAUCACAGGUGCAGCGCUGCUCAAGGCUGUGACUCCGGAGUCCAAGAUUGGCAACCUGGGCAUCCUGUUACCUGCCAAAGACGUGUCGUCCUCCCAGGCGGUGAUGGCGGAGUUCAUAAUCUCCUUCUUCCUCCUCUUCUGUGUGGUGGCCAUGAUCGACAAGGGCCGAACCGACGUGCAGGGUUCUAUCCCUUUCAUCGUCGGCAUUAUUGUCUCCAUGAACGUCAUCUACGCGGCGAACAUGUCUGGGGGGACUAUGAAUCCAAUUAGGAAUUUUGGUCCUGCGGUUAUCACUGGCAACAUGGACCGACACUGGAUUUUCUGGGUGGGACCGAUGCUAGGGGGCGCGGCGGGCGGCCUGCUGUACGACCGGGUCUUUUCCACGGGCGUGACGCCGUCCUCAUUGCGCAAAUCCUGCUUGUCCCGCAACACCUACGCUUCCAUCGCCUCUGAAGAGGAGGGCAACGGUGACAUCCUCCUGCAGGAGAAACCGUCGUCGCUGAAGAAAGAUGGGAUAGAGAGCGAGAGAGAAGUCUGAACGGCGUACGACGAGCCGCCAUGACGACGUCCACAGCAUGCAGCUCUCGUCACGUGAAUUUAAAAACUGCGAUGUGGAGAGUUGGGGCGGGGCGGGGGAUGGGGGAAAACAACAAUCGAGUUUGUUGGAGGGUUGGGUGAGAUAGAGGGUGGGGUAAAGCUAAAUAACGUAGAAUAAUCGAGAGUAUUUUAAACGGGAGAAGCCUUUGUGCCUUUUGGUGACCAGAAUUAUCGAUAUGCAAUGUUUGAAGUAUGUAGAUGUGUGGUAGGUGCCUUGGAAUCUAAUGCUAUGUUCGUUCGUUACACAGAGAUGUGUGGUACGUGCUUUCUUGAAUUGUAGCGACAGGUUCUAGCCGUGUGUGACUGUUUGCCUUAUUUUCAUGCUGGUUUGCAUAUUCAUGAAAUCACAGAUAUUAUCACAAACCAGAAAGUAGCAAACAAGUGGUAGGUAACUGGGAGUGAGAGUAAUUGUAGAGUUGUCCUUCUUGCGAGAGCCUCAGCAGGAGAUUGUGUAGUAGUGGUAUGCUAAGGCAAGGGGAUGCGUGCGUGCGUGUGUGCAUUUGUUUCUGUGUGGGGGAGAGUGGGUACGUAUGUAUGUGUAUGAUGUGUGUAUCUGUACGCGUGUGCAUAUGUAGUGUGUGUAUGAAAGUGGGUUUGUGUGUGCGUGCGUGUGUGUGUAUGUGAGGGAGAGAGAGAUAGACAGAGGGAAGAAAAAUGAAGGCAGGAUGGAUAAGACAGAGGGAGAGAGAGAAUGAGUGCUGGGGGAAGAAAGAGAGAGAUAGAGAUAGCAGGCUGUGUAAUAUGAAAUAAAAACAGUCGCUUUCAGGAUGCGGGCUUCUUAGAACAUCUAAACAUGUGGCCUGACUCUGGCUGCUGGAGACCUUUCAGACCGUCAGCAUUAAAAGCUUCUGUAUC